Messenger RNA from Schistosoma haematobium, 4065 nucleotides. RefSeq lists its product as uncharacterized. NCBI's taxonomy places the organism in Eukaryota, Metazoa, Platyhelminthes, Trematoda, Strigeidida, Schistosomatidae. The transcript is spliced from 3 exons. The record is from RefSeq and is a predicted model, not a curated record. Bases 477 to 989 code for a protein of 170 amino acids.
CGAAUGCUCGAUUUCAAAUUCCAACUACAAUACAUUCAUUUGUGAUUGUGUGUUCAUACAAUAAUUCAAGUAGUUUCAAAUAUUAUACUGGCGUUGUGAGCAGGAGCCUGUGAUGGAGUUGUUGGAUGUACAUUCAGAUCUUGAUGCUUUUGAGGAUUACUUUGAAAGGUUCGAAAUGUGGGCUAUAACCGAGGAAGAUGUUGAGGAUGUUAAUAUUGUAGCACAUUUCCUCACAUUCAUCGGAAAAGAGGCAUAUAGCUUAUUAAAAUCUCUGGCUAUGCCGGAAAAGCCUAUCUCGCUUCCUUAUACAACUCUCAAGGAACUGCUGCUAGGCUAUGCUAAAUAUACAAAUUUCGAACGCAAUAAAGGAAGAUUUUGUAAAGUGAUUCAUCAGGAUAUAAAAAAUUCCACUACAUUACUACGUCAUCCCAACCCGGUGCAUACUGAAGGUUAUGCAGGUAAUUCAUUGAGUUUGGAUGCAGUUCACGAAAAUGGGCACACGUUUGGUCAGUGUUUGUCCUGUGGCAAGUUCCACUUUUAAUUCAUGUAAAUUUCAUUAUUCUAAGUGCUUUAAAUGUGGUGAUAUUGGACGUAUUCAGUCGGUCUGUAAUACUAAUGUUCAUCUUACUGCAACUAAUAUUAAGUCUUGUAAUUCUCAUUCUACUAAGUCGAGUAUUCAUAAUGAUCAUUUAUCUUUAUCAACGAUUUUAAAAGGUAGUGUAGAGUCAUAUAUCAGUUCGGAGUUAAAUGAAACUCAGAAUCCUUGUGAGACAACAGUUUCUAAUCAAUCAGUUUGUCAGAAUUCUCAUGUUAUUGUACCAGGUAUGGUUUUUCCUAAUGAUUCACAUAUUUCUGAUGAAAUUCCUUGCAAAUCUGAGGAAAAUAUGUUCAGUGAACAUAAUUAUGAUCGAAAACCUGACGUAGUUUUGAUGGAUGUUGACUUUUCUAAUGAUUCUUUGCUCUGCAAUGACAUUCUUACUAAAUUUUAAAAAGCUAUUUCAGAAGAAUCAAAUCUUGAUGUCAUAUCAAGUAUUAUUUGUCCUCAUAAUGCAUUUGCUCCUUGUGAAAAACUUGUUCAAUGCGAACUACGAGUAUUAAAUGAGCUCGAUUUUGAUUACAAUUAGGAUGAUUUCAUAUCAACUGCUGUUCAUCCUUAUCACAAAUUCACUUCCAAUGUAUACUUGAAUCAAUGUGAGAAAUAUGUUUUAAAUGAAGCCACAUUAUUCAUAACUUGGGGAUAUAAAGAUCCAACAUUAUUUCAUGCUGGAGGAUAGUGUUGAAAAAUUUAUGGUUCGAAUUCUAGAUAUUAAUGAUUUCAUUACAAAACCGACAUGCUGGUUGUAUACAAUUUCAGAUUCUGCUGCCAGGCUUUCCUCUUUUGAUCGGUGAUACACACUACUUAUAUCAGUCAACAUCAGUAGUACAGAACACAGUAUGUCUGCAGCUGCCUGUGAAUGGGAAUAUAAUACAUACACAUGUAGACAGUCAUCCAAUGAUUGAUCGAUUUUCUAAAAUGAAAUUCGACCAAUCAAAAUUGGAUUAUUGAUUUCACCUUCUGUAUUUUGAUUGGAUGAAUCGGUUGUCCUUGUUCCCUCUUUCAAGGGUAUUGAUCGAUAGGUAGAAGGAAUAUUUUUCCCUUGAAUAAAUAAUAAUGAAAAGUUAGUUUGACGAUUUAUUUAUUCAUUUUCACAAUUUGGAAACUUGUGGUUCAAUUAGAUGAAGAUUCUCAUCAGACAAAAGUAACAGUCCAGUCAAAAUACAAACCAUCUCAACUUUGAGCCAAUAACGUAAACUAGUUGAACAACUACGUCAAGAAGCAAAUUUAAAUCGUCGUCCUGUUUCUGAAUGUGUGCAAGAAAUGAUUGUGUAUAUGGAGCAGAAUCGAGAAAAAGAUUGUCUUGUUUCAGGAUUUGCGAGUAAGAAAGAUAAUCCAUUGCAAGAAAAAGGCGGAUGCGUGGUGAUUUAGGCAACUUGUUAAAUGGAUGAUAAAACAAACAAUUUAGACUCAAUGUUCAAUUAUCCUUAUGCUCCUUACUUCUCUGCGUAUUUAACGAACAUUUGUAUUUCCUGAAGAACAUGGGGAAACUAGUUCAAUCUUCAAUUAAAUUGACUUGGUUCUUAAACCUUGGUAUUUUAAUUGUAUUGCUUCAUUUCGUUUUUGUGUACAUGGACAAGCGCUCACAAGUAAAUUUAUUUAAUUAUGCUUUUAUAUGAAUAAUGUGGGUAUUCUCAUUUCGUCUAUCUAUUUCGUAAUAUCUUACUAUUUCUGUUGUUUCUAUCUCUGGAUGUAGACACUUUAAUCCAAAUAAAACCAAAUAACGAUGAACGUUUGAAAACAGACGAAUUAUUCGAAAGCCAACUUUUCGUUGAUUAUCUGUGUUCUUCUUACAGUGACGUUGAUAGACAACUUUACUUCAUUCAGCGAGGAACCCUUAGACGUUAGUCUAUUCACCAAUGUUGCGAAUCAUUCUAAUAGUGAUAUUAGUUUGCUGAGUAAUUGUUGACAGGGAUGUGUUCUACUGGUGACCUACCGUGGUUCUCAAAUUAACAUGAGAGUCCAGAGCUAAAUAUUAUUCACUGAGAAUGCAGGUGAUAUGAUAGCACUAUUCUUUAGACAACUCGAGAAAUGGUCGGAUUAGGAGUGAAGGUUAAGUUAUGAAGUUAGUAGCGAUAUUUAGGAAUCGAGUACGGAAUAAUACUUGGUAGCCAUGAUGAUAAAUACAUGUACAGUUUCUGCAUGAUUUCACAUACUAGAAACCUUUAAGUUGUCGUCACAAAUUCACCUACUAUAUUCCUGGUUUGUGAAAACCUUAAAUGUAUUUGUUUGUGUUCCCUUUUACAUCGCAGAUUAAUCACUUUCUCAUUGUUAUUUUAAGAAUCGUUCAAGUUAAUUAAUUAACUUAAAACGUCGUACUGACUAAGUAAUGGUAGGUUCUAGCUCUUUUUUACUUAGCUUUUCGUAUGAAAUAAGCUGUACAACAUUGCUGCUUGAGAUUUGCUCAGAACUCCAUGGCACUCCAACUUAAAUCUUGUCUGUUAGUCAGAACUGUAUAUUUUUCGCUUAACUGUUUUCUUAUAAUUCAAAAUUUCUCUAAACUGGUGCCUAUAACCCCUUAAUGUCAGUAGAUAUUUAGGAAAGCCAGGUUGAAUCUUACUGGGUUGAAUUAACACUUGAUUCAGGAUCAUGUGCACAUUUCAUAAAUGAAAUCCAAGUGACAUGAAAGUCUGGGCCAAUGUGAGUAUCGAAACGACUAGUUAUAACCACCUAACAUGAAAUAAGGUUUUAUGAUGAUCGACCGAAAUUUUCAGACUAUGAUAUGAUAAGAAUGAUGAAUGCACAUUUCUCUUCAUCAAUAAGCUUGACUGAAUCUACAGCAUGAAUGAGAAACAGUAAAAUCGGAUAGAUUAAACUUAUUUGAUAAUAUCGACAAAACAACAGUAGCAUUGUCAAUGUUAAAUUUGAAGAUACAACAGAUGGCUAGUCAUCAUUCACUGGGUUUCAUUUAUUUCAAGCUGCGAUUUUUCACUGGUGUUUUCUGUCUUGGUUUCAACAAACUAUUUGAGUGGUUCAUAGUUGAGUUUGUUGACGACUGUUGAAUUGUUAUCGACACAAUGCCAUCAUUGUACCAUCUUGAUGAUGCUUCAGAACGACCAUUUAUCAAAUGUGGUGUAGAUGUUGGGCAUUUUAAGAAUGAUGAACUAGAGAUGUUGACAGAUUUGGAUUGCGUUUUACCGCCACCCUAUAAUUUGUCAACAUUAUAGACAAGCAAUCAGUGAAAAUCUAUUUAUAAGAAACGUUCAUAGUUUAUGCUAGCAAAAACCUCGUCUUUGGCACUGAUAACUUUAAAUAUGAUUUGUUUUAUCUUAGAGGAAACUAAUUGCCACUUGACACUUAUUUAUUCUAGGCAAUUCCUCAGGACAGGGUGGAUAGGUCAGUGAAUCAGUCACGGUUGGCGUGUUGCGUGGAAGAAAGGUGGUUCGGCAUAGGUUGUUAUAUCUUAUCACUUUGGUAUAUCAACGAUGAAAUUAAAAAUAAUGAAUAACAAACGAAUCACAAUAAUAAUA